AUGAACGAGGAGGAGUUGCACAACGCGGUAUUUCGAUUCAAGCAUAAGGCACCAAGCGAUUGCCAGGAUGCGGUGGCAUGUCAAGCACUUGUAAAGGAGUUUGUUACGUUUGUCUCGACCUUAAAAGCAGUUGAGAUACCAGGGCAUAUAUGCAGUCGUUUCGAGCCUCUUGCAGACGACCGAAUGGUUCCGGUUACUGACUUCGCCGUCCAUGAGGUUGAUGUAUUGCAAGAAGUAUCCCAACGUCUUACCGAUUCAAGUCAGAAACACAAGAGAGGUGAUGUGUGGUAUGAUCCAUGGCUUCCUCAGUAUGGUUGCGUAAUACAAAGGACUCAAAAGACUGCUAUGGAGAUCACGAUAGAAGUCGUAUACAUUGAUGAGUGGAAGCAUCAGCUACACUUCCUACCAACUGGAAAGUGUGUGCAUAGUGCUGUGCCUUCAAAUCAAUGUCUGCAUGCUCCUCAGUGUUGCGUCGAUUUGGAUACAGAGUUGGAAGCGAAAUUCUCGACUUUGUUUGCAUCGAAAUUGCUUGAAGCUCAAAAAAUUAGGGGGUCCGAAAGAAGUGCUGCAAAAAAUGAGUUGGGACAUCAAAAAACGCCACAAUUUAUAGCUGCAAUUGUGAAGCACUGUGUUGUCUCGUUGAUAGGACGGACUUCAGACGUUGAUAACAUCAGUAUGGUCGUCCAAGGAGGCACGACGGAUGUAGGGCGACAUACUGGUGGACGCGCAAGAGAUACAUGCUGGGCGAUUGUUCAAGAAGCAAUAGCUCGCAAUCUUUGCUGCGGCGAAGGUUUAUUCCGGAAAAGUAUGGUUGUAUUCAAAUUGAAGUUGCUUCAAAAAGCCGUGCACAAAACAAAGGGUGGUGUUGACAGUGACAGCAUUAAUUUAGUUCAGGGAUGUGCCCGUGUGGAUGACAUUUUCUUCAUGCUUCAAACUAUUAUUCAAGAUACAGUUGAGUUAGUAGAAUCGAAAAAGUUAGAGCAACUAAAUAAGCUCACAAGCAGUUUGAGUUUGAUGAAUCCUAAGCAAACGAAUGACUCGGAUAGUUGUGAGAGCUCCAAAAAGCGUCAUCAACGAGCGUGGGCUAAUUUGGAGGGAUGCUACUAUAUAAAUGGGGCUUCGUGCAGCUUAGAUGAGUUGCUGCAGUGGAAAAGUACGUUAUCAUGCCCUGAAACUUAUCAGUGCAAUCUGAUAUUGCGGACUUUUGAAACCUUUAUUUUUAAGCGUUCUCUGCAAUUAAUUGACGAUAGCCCUAUUGAUAAUGUCUUGCUUGAUUUCGAGAGCAUGCAUUCUUUCGUGACGCAAUACCAGAGCUGUGCGAGAAGACAGCGUCAGCUUCAGAGUAUGCCAUCGAUUUUAGACAAAGAACAAUGCAGUUGCGAGGUGCUGAUCGUAUGGACUGCGUUUUGUCUCGUUCACCAGCAUUGUGUCAUUAAGGAAAUCAAGAUAAAGAAAUACAAGAUCGCGCUGGAUUGGAGAGACCUCAAGGUGGCUAUUGUACGCGACCAAACCGCCAUUUCGGCACUUCAGUGUGUAGCCAAGUAUAUUCGAAGUUGGAACAAGACGACCUAUGGAAAGCCUUUAUUUCACCUGACAGAUCAAGAUCCGACAUUCGAAUUCGGAAAGUUAUUUGGCUUAAAAUGCACCAGCAUGCUCAAUUUAUACGAUCGUGUAUGUGAAACGUGGGAUUCGCACGUGAGAAAGCAAUGGCGAAAUAUUGAACAAAAAAAGCAAAAGGCCAUUGAAUUGCGAGCAAAGAUAGACAGACAAAAAGCAAAUGCGGACAGCAAGCGGCUCCUUCUCGCAGAUGAAAUCAAGAAUUUAAAUUUGAUGUAUCAUGGGGAGUACUUUUCGUGCAGAUAUCGUUACAGCACAACUAGAACUAGACUCGAGAAUGAAAUCGCACAGGUUGAAUCUGCAAUCAAAAAUACUGAACAUGAUCUCCGCAAAACACUAGCUAUGCCCUCUUACUUAGUUCGACCACUUCCUCCAUCACAAGCGGAUGCAAUCCAGAUCAUAUUUAUGCUGACGAUGCCGCGAUACAUCGAAAUAUUAGGUAGUUUGUGUAUGACAGCUCAGCGAAGUCUUGCCCCGACUACAUCGUUACCGGAAAUGUUAGUGUUACCAAAAGUGAGCCCCACUUCAUGGUACGAAUAUUACACCAUGUACGCGCCGACUCCAGUGAUACCCAACACUAGCACAGUGUUUACAGCAAGUCCAUCACCAUUCUCAUGUCCAUGUUCGUGGGGUCCCACAUCUGUUGAUCAAUUGUCCAGCCUCUCUCAGUAUUGUUCUGAAUGUAUCUGGGAUCCUUCCAUUAAUUGUACAGCCCUGACUUGGAAAGACUUUGAUGGUACGCGGAUGAAUCCAUUUGCUGCUACUGAGACGAGCGUGAUUGACAGUUUUACCAUGAAGUUGCCAGCUGAGUACAAUCAGUUUCAAUGGAUGAAUGAGUGGCCGAUUGACGACGGUACACGUGGAAAUAUGGUUUACGCUAACUUCCACCUUCAACCUGAAAACUUUGAAAAAACUGCAUUUAUUGCUUUGGGUUCAUUGCGAGCCUUUCCGAAUCAACAGUUUCGAAAAUUGCAAUGGGCAUUGCUUGAUGACGUUUUACCAUGGUCAAACGUAUGUGUGAAGACCAUCGUACGGCAGUCUUUGUACCAAGUGGGAUUUUUAACUGAUGACGCGACUCCAGAAAUCCUUUGGAAGACAGACAUGUAUCAUAACGAAAAAGGGUUAGACACAUUUUGCGCGACACUCGAAAUUGUAGCUCAAAAACUAGAACAGACUCCUCGCAAUUAUGAAAGUGUCUUGUUACUUAGUGAAAUGGCGGGAUUCGCGUUGCAAUACACAAAGAAUGCGCGACGACUUGUCUAUCUUUUUGGUGGAAUGGCACGGCGAUGGGCAGAAAACGCCCGCUUAGAGUACAAAAAGGAGCUUUCUCCUCGUCGAAUUGGUGAGAUUCGACAAAAAGAAUGCAUCCUGUUAAGUCUUGCACUUUUGUCAUACACGCUGGGAUCCUGGGAUGAUAAAGUUGCUCAAGAAAUGAUACUAAGAGAACGCGAAAUCCAUGAGCUUAUGUGUCGUCGCAUUGCGGAAUUGAUUGCUUACAUUAAUAAAAGAGGCAUGGAUAUGGUGCUGACUGGAUUAGUGCGUUUGUUUGGAAGCUGCUUUGAAGCUAUCGACCGGGCAAAAAAUGUUCAUUAUUCCGUGAAUGUAUUUACUGGUGUUGUUUUAAUCGAUGGUUAUGCUCCUGGUGGUCUUCCAGUAGAAAUUCGACGGCACGAACGAUUUCAAGUUUUAUUUGGACCCAGUAACUUUGAAGUUUAUUAUACAAACGGCGUACAUCGAACACAGCGCGAUUAUUAUGAUCGCUUUUACGACUUUAGCUUGAAGGGAGACGGUGACUUAUUCGUUCAAGAAUUGUUGGUAGACUCUUCUGGAAUAAUUACUUGUACACUUCAGCUCUGCUCAAAUAUAUGGAUAAAGGCUAUGAGUGACGUUUUACCAAUUAGACUACAAGAAUUGUAUUCGCAUUGGUACUGGGUUGAAGAAAAUUGUGUACUCUUUCGACCAAAAGAAGCGAAAUGCCGAGAGACUUUUUAUAUCGCAACUUAUGACGAACAGACAAGAUUUCACUGCUACCAAGUUCCGUUUUGUGAUACAAAGCAUCCGUACAAACAACUUCUGGGUCUUUGCAUUGAGUACGAUCAAUUUGUUGAAAAAGACAAGGUGAUCGCUGACGUUUUCAACAAUCUAACGAAAUUUGAAUCAUUGUCUUAUCUUCAUCCAUUGAGGUCUUCCACCGGGGUGCUAAACAUCGAGCUUCCUCGCGCUAAAUUGGGCUUUUUCCUGAAUAAAAAAAUGCAAUUUGAAUCGGUGGAGCAUAAUGGGUACGUGCUUGCAACGACGCAGCAACUAUACGACUUUCUGCCACGAUUUAAUCAGUAUCUGCUACUCGAGUUGCAGGAUGAAUCGGAUACAGCUCGUCCUGAACUUCGAAUGCUUGUUCCUGUGGGUUCAGUUAAGGAAUCUGAUGUCGGCACGGUUGAUAUACUUUUACCUACUGAAGCGGGGAGUCAUGUGGAAGUUCAUUACUACGACGUUCAUCGACGUUUAAAGACUUUUCAAACCGAAACGAUUGGCGCGAGAUUGCAAAUGGCUGCUGUUUGA
This is a messenger RNA of Plasmopara halstedii, 4176 nucleotides long. RefSeq lists its product as uncharacterized. The record is from RefSeq and is a predicted model, not a curated record. The transcript has 4 exons. Bases 1 to 4176 code for a protein of 1391 amino acids. Lineage: Eukaryota; Oomycota; Peronosporomycetes; Peronosporales; Peronosporaceae.